CAACAUUCCCUCCCCCCUUCUCUCCCUUCCUCUCCUCUCUCUGUUUUACGAGAGAUCCAUCCUAAGUAGCAUCUCUCUCCCUCUCUCCCUGUCUCAGUUUUUUUUUUGUUAUUUUCAAAUACUGAGUCACGAUGUACGGCGUUUCCCGGCCUCCGAACCGACUCACCGAGUUCAAAUCGGGCGGAAAAAUUGUUCGACCCAGGCGAGCCACUACUCCUCGUCCCACUCCAUACGACCGCCCAACCCCUCGCCUUUCCCCUGAUUCCACCCCUCAAAACCCUAAUUGGCUUUCUCGUCUCAUUUUUUCUCCUUCUCGCUUGCUCGCCAACGGUGCCGGUAAAGUUUUCUCCUCCGUCUUCGGCUCCGAAUCCUCCGAUUCCUCCUCCGGCGACGAAGACGACGACGAAGACAGCGAUGCCGUUUCCACUUCUGAGGGUGAAAUGGAAGAUACCAUUGAAGAUGGCGAUGAAGGCAGUGCUUCUUCUCUAAGCGGUGAAAAGAAGAAUCAAACAACUGAAAUUGUUCAUUACUCAAAAAAAGAUCUCCCAGCUGUAGAGUGGAGGACUGGAACAAUGCGUUUAAUUGCACAGCUUCUAACGCAGGAAACGUUCACGAGGGAAGAAUGCGACAGACUAACACAUAUUAUUAAAUCAAGAGUUGUAGAUUCUCCCAUCAUUAGAGGCACAGAAGAUGGGAGACUGAGUGAGGUUCUGGACAAGACAGCUGGCGAUGUGAUGAUUCAGAUGUCGACACACCUGAUCUCCGCAAUACAGCUGUUAAAGAGGCUAAAAAAUGGUUUGAGGGGAAGAAAUUGGGGCCAAAUUCAAAGCCAGUGGAGUGUGGAAUCUGCACUCUCAACACUGCUCCACAUGUUAGUAAUCCUGGUUACUGAAGAAGAAGCAGGUUCACCAGUGGAUUUGGCCAAAUCUUACAUGCAAGCUCGCCCACUAUGGGCUUCUCCUUCCACAAACCAUAUCCAGUUGCAAUCCCCAUCAUCAAUGGGAAAAGAGCUUUUUAAGGAAGCAACACCAUUUUCAGUUGGUGGCAAGUCACUGUCCCCAUCAAAGUUGAACUGGGAUUCCCCUGUCACUGGUUCGUGGAAUAUUCAGGAAGAACUACGUAAAGUGAGAUCCAGGGCAACUGAAGAGAUGCUAAGGACUCGACCGUCUUCCAAAAUUGAUUGGUCUGCAUUAGCUUCAGUUUAUAAAGGAGGUCCUAGUUUAUUGUGUACUGGAGAAGUUGGUGGUGCUAAAGAUAAAUUUUCCAACUUUACACAAUUAGUAGAUGUACCUUUGACGUGGGGCAGUGCAGCAACUACUUCUGGCUUGACAGAUUCUCAGAUGGCACAAGAUAAGUUGCAGAAUGAAGCUUUUCCACCUAAUGCAGCUACUUCUGUUCCUGAAAAAAGUCAGGAUCUGGGAUCAACACCGACCAUUGAGUGUAGGGCAGGCUUGCCAGAUGGCUCUGAAGCGAUAUCAAGCCAUGUACAGCAACAACAGCUUUCAGAAGAAGUGAUAGUAAAACAAAGUGCUGAUGCCAACAUUGCUGCUCCUGCUCCUGCUCCUGGCCUUGGAGACGUCGAGGAGACUAGCCACCCUUCAAGCUCCAUGGCAGAAACUGUUAGAGGCAAGAGUUUUAAAUCUGAUUCAAUGUUACUUGAAGUAAAUUAUAUAGCAUCCAAGGAAGUUGCUGGAAGAGAUGAUGCAUUUACUACCAAUGGCUGCCCUUCUUCAGCAUACAGUUUGCCUGCAGUACACUACGGAGAACAGAAGUCUAUGCUGUCUGGCAAAGAACACAGUUUAGUUGGUCCAGAUCAUGACAAGGUGACAAGAACUGCUCCUGGAGAGGAAACCUGCGAGCUUCUGAGUGAGGCUUCCAUGGAGGUGCCAAACGAUAAUGAAAUUGUUGGUUUUGCUAAUGACUCUGAAGACAGCUCCAGCAUGUACCAGGGAGGGUUAGUACAGGCUGUGGCUCGACCAAAUCCAAAACGCCGCUCGGUAUCCAGGACAACUGGUGCCAAGCAGCAAGGAAGAAACGUUAGGAGCAGAGACAAUAGGAGAGGCAGAGGACGGGGUAAAUAAUGCUAAAUCAUGUCCUUGUACUCUAGUGUAAAAUUAGCUGUAAACUAGACUAGAAAGGGAGGAGGAUAGUGCCAUGACAGGGAAACAAUAAAGUAUAGCGAGGCUCAUAUAGCUCUUCGUUUAAUGCUAAACUACGCUGGUUUUCCCUCUUCAAUCGGGUGUUCAGUAGUUGUUAAAUUUAGGUAUUGAUUUUCCAGUCCAGACAUUGAUUCAUGGUAUCAUGUCUGAAGAUUUGCAAGCUGUAGUCAGGAAUUGGUAUUUAUUUUGGUAGAAGAUUUGCAAGCUGUAGCAAAGUUGAUAUGUUUUGGCC
Messenger RNA from Populus trichocarpa (black cottonwood), 2391 nucleotides. RefSeq names its product protein KAKU4. The transcript is spliced from 13 exons. The record is from RefSeq and is a predicted model, not a curated record. Gene Ontology annotation, biological process: nuclear membrane organization. Bases 132 to 2081 code for a protein of 649 amino acids. NCBI's taxonomy places the organism in Eukaryota, Viridiplantae, Streptophyta, Magnoliopsida, Malpighiales, Salicaceae. Gene Ontology annotation, cellular component: nuclear envelope.